Molecule: messenger RNA, 1637 nt
Organism: Amborella trichopoda
Lineage: Eukaryota; Viridiplantae; Streptophyta; Magnoliopsida; Amborellales; Amborellaceae
Source: RefSeq, a predicted model, not a curated record
GCUCCGCACCCCUCACCAACCCGAACCCAUCCCUCGAGCCUACGAAUCCAUCCCUUGAGCCCACUCGAACCCUCCACCAUGGACCUCCUCCGCCGAAGAAACCAGCGCCGACCUCUCGCCGGGAAACGCCUCUCAGCGGUGAAACGGCCCUUGAAUGCUGGAAAACCGCUAGCCUCCGACGCCCUCCCCCUCCCCGUCUGGUUAACAAACAAGGUCUUCGUCGUCCUCUUCUUUGCCGCCUCGUAUUACCUCAUGCGCAGGUGGAGAGAGAAAAUCAGAAACUCGACUCCUCUGCAUCUCUUGACCCCCUCCGAGCUUAUCGCCAUUGUCUCUCUCAUCGCUUCUAUUAUCUAUCUCCUUGGUUUCUUUGGGGUGGACUAUGCCCAGCAUUUCAUCUCAGAGCCUGAGCCCCAAAACCACCCAAAAAAGCCGGAAAAUCGCUUAAAAAAACCAGAGAACCGCACCAAUAAACCAGAGGAGGGCACCCCAAAAUGCGACUCGGCCCCAAAAUUCGAUUUGGGGGCUGGCGAUGAUGAAUUGGUCGAUUUGGUUGCGUCGGGCUCGGUACCAUCCUACAGUCUAGAGGCUCGGUUGGGUGACUGCAAGAGGGCUGCUUUGGUGAGGAGGCGUGCACUCGAGAAAUCGACAGCCAAGAUCCUCGACGGGCUCCCAUUACAUGGCUUCAAUUACGAGACCAUAUUCGGGCAGUGCUGUGAGAUGCCGGUGGGCUAUGUUCAGCUCCCUGUGGGCGUCUGCGGGCCAUUGGUCCUGGACGGGGCCGAGUACACGGUCCCAAUGGCCACGACCGAGGGAUGCCUGGUCGCAAGCACGAACAGGGGGUGCAAGGCGAUUGCGAUGUCUGGCGGGGCGUCGAGCGUGGUGCUGCGGGACUGCAUGACAAGGGCCCCGGUUGUGCGGUUCAGGAGCGCCAAGCGGGCGGCCGAGCUGAAGUUCUUCUUGGAGGAACCCAUCAAUUUUGAUACUUUGGCUGUGGUUUUCAACAAGUCUAGCAGGUUUGCAAGACUUCAAGGGAUACAAUGCGCUCUCGCUGGUAAGAAUUUGUACAUGAGAUUUAGUUGCAGCACAGGAGAUGCAAUGGGAAUGAACAUGGUUUCAAAGGGUGUUCAAAAUGUGUUGGAUUUCCUUCAAAGUGAUUUCCCUGACAUGGAUGUAAUCAGUAUCUCAGGCAAUUUCUGUUCUGAUAAGAAACCAGCAGCCGUGAAUUGGAUCGAAGGAAGAGGGAAAUCAGUUGUUUGUGAGGCCGUAAUCAAAGAAGAAGUGGUGGCCAAGGUUCUCAAGACCUCUGUUUCUGCUCUUGUAGAGCUCAACAUGCUUAAGAACCUAGCAGGCUCUGCAGUUGCAGGUGCACUUGGUGGGUUCAAUGCUCAUGCUAGUAACAUAGUUACUGCCAUUUACAUAGCAACUGGUCAAGAUCCUGCUCAAAAUGUAGAGAGCUCUCACUGUAUCACCAUGAUGGAGCCUCUGAAUGAUGGCAGAGAUCUCCACGUCUCUGUUACAAUGCCCUCCAUUGAGGUAAUCAUCAAUACGGUCAAUUAGCAGUGAACAUGAAUUCAUGGUAAUUAAUGUGUUCCUCUAAACCCCUUAAUGUUACAUCAACAUGGAUAUACAUGUGUGUG